CGCAUGAGGUAAAUUGUUGCCGGAAGACUACAGUGGAAACGUGAGUGAAGGAUAAAAAAACAAAAAACAAUGGUUCGUGUUUGUGCAUUUCCAAAUUGUGCCAACAAAAUGUCGAAGAACACUCCACGCAGCUUUCAUAGACUACCUUUGUUGGAUAGGGACACACUGAAGUUGUGGCUUGUUGUGAUACAAAUGGAUCCCAACACUCCUGUUCAUACACUGCGCCUUGCAGACCUUCGGGUCUGCAGUGACCAUUUUCACCGGGAUGACUACUGCCAGCCAAAGAGAAGAAGAAAUCUUAUACCAAAGCACUUUUUCCUAAAGAAAAAUGCUGUUCCAAGAGUGGAGAGACCUGCUGCAGACAGAGUGAAGAUGGAAGAUGGCCAGACACUGUUUGACUAUAACGUGGGACUCAAUGACAUCGUCCAGCUGCUGAUUCGCUCACAGACCGACCCUCCAGACAGCCACGCCACCAAGGACUCCUCUGGUGUGGCCUGUAGUUCAGACCUCCCCCCUGACUCCAGGUCAGAAAGCCACAACUCCCCAGCUCCCGCCUCCCCCGCUGCUAUGGAAAUCCCCACAAAUAUAGACAAUGGCAACAGCAGCAUCACUACCAGCACUGUUAACGAAACCAAGCCGGACACCAGCGCUACCAGUAACUCAUCCAGUACCAAAAAUGGGUUCAAGUCCUCCAGUCCAGCACGGGACACCCAGCCCCCCACAUCCAGCAGAAACACACUAGUCAACCCAGGAAUUGGUGUGUACAAGAUUAACGAGCUGGUGGACUGCAGAGACGUCAGCAUCGGUGCCUGGUUUGAGGCCUGCCUCGAAAAUGUGACACGCACUCCCAAAGGACAGAUAACGCCCACCAAGGGCAAGGUGGGCCGGCCCCCAAAAAGGACUAAUAGAAAGCUGGAGGCCGAGCAGGGACAGGCCUACGGCCAAGGCCAAACCACAGACAGUAACAGGAAUAAUGUUGUGUUAGGCUCUGAGAGUAAUGGAGCCUCCACCUCUCAGACAGACUCUACAGCAGCUACAGAGACCAAGGAGAGAGAAGAGGGUGUCAUUUACCACAUUAAAUAUGACGAUUACCCAGAGAACGGUGUGGUUGAGAUGCGACCGGUGGAUGUGCGGCCCCGUGCCAGGACCCUGCUGCGGUGGGACCAGCUCCAGGUGGGCAUGCAUGUGAUGGUCAACUACAAUAUGGAGACACCAGAUGAGAGGGGCUUCUGGUUUGACGCUGAGGUUCAGACCCUCAACCAAGCCUCCCGCACCAACAAGGAGCUCCGAGUCAAGAUCCUCCUGGGGGGUCCUGGAGAUAUAAUCGGGGAUUGUAAAGUUCAUUUUCUGGAUGAAAUCUACCAGGUGGAAAAACCAGGAGCUCGUGCACUCUCAGCCUCAGAUGGACAAUUUAAACGGAAGAGCGGACCGGAGUGCAAGCACUGCAAGGCUGACCCCGAAGCAGAGUGUCGCUUCUGCUCCUGCUGUGUUUGUGGCGGCAAGCAGGAUGCUCACAUGCAGCUGCUGUGUGACGAGUGUAACAUGGCGUUCCACAUCUACUGCCUCAACCCGCCGCUGGCCACCAUCCCGGAUGACGAGGACUGGUACUGUCCCACCUGUAAGAACGACACCAGUGAGGUUGUUAAGGCUGGAGAGAAACUCAAAGCCAGCAAGAAGAAAGCCAAGAUGCCUUCGGCAACAACUGAGAGUCAAAGGGACUGGGGAAAGGGUAUGGCCUGUGUGGGGCGUACCAAGGAGUGCACAAUUGUUCCUUCAAACCACUAUGGACCCAUACCCGGUAUUCCUGUUGGAGCCACCUGGAAAUUCCGAGUUCAGGUGAGUGAGGCAGGUGUUCACAGGCCGCAUGUUGGUGGUAUCCACGGGCGCAGUAAUGAUGGCUCCUAUUCGCUGGUGUUGGCUGGGGGCUUUGAGGAUGAAGUGGAUCGGGGAGAUGAGUUCACCUACACAGGCAGUGGGGGUCGUGACCUCUCAGGAAACAAACGGAUCGGAGAGCACUCUUUUGACCAGACCCUGACACACAUGAACAGGGCAUUGGCCUUAAACUGUGAUGCACCUCUGAAUGACAAAGAUGGGGCAGAGUCUAGGAACUGGCGGGCAGGAAAGCCAGUGAGAGUAGUGCGCAGUUCCAAAGGUCGACGCAUCAGCAAAUAUGCUCCUGAGGAGGGGAAUCGCUACGAUGGUAUUUACAAGGUGGUAAAAUACUGGCCAGAGAUUGGCAAGUGUGGUUACCUGGUGUGGCGGUACCUCCUGAGACGGGACGAUUUGGAACCAGCACCAUGGACACCUGAAGGACUGGAGAGGAUCGAAAAACUGGGCCUUGCUGUUCAGUACCCACCCGGCUACUUAGCGGCUAUGGCUAACAAAACAAAGAAGGAGGCCUGCGCCCGACCUGGUCGCGGGGGAAGGACUAAGCACUAUCCCGGGAGAGGGAGGCCACGGAGACGCAAGAUCAAGGAGAAAGAAGAGAAUUACGAGGAAGAAGAAGACGAGCAGCCAAUGGCCAGUGUGUAUGAGGAGGAGCCACAGAGUAAUGGAGAGCAGAAGACAACCAGCGAUAACGAGUUGCCACCAGCGGCAGAGCCUCCCUCUAAAAGGGUGAAGAUAGAGGAGACUUUCCAUCUGUCACAGCAGCAGCAGCAGUUAAUCCGGGAGGACACAGCCAACAGGAAACUCUGGGAUGAAGCCAUGGGACACCUUAAAGAGGGACCGAAUUUCCUGCGGAAGAUGGAGCAGAUCUUCAUGUGCGUGUGCUGCCAGGAGCUGGCCUACCAACCCAUCACCACCAUUUGCUCACACAAUGUUUGCAAGACUUGUCUACAGCGAUCGUUCCGAGCGGAUGUGUACACCUGCCCUGCCUGCCGUCACGACUUGGGCAAAGACUACGUCAUGACCCAAAACGUGACGCUUCAGGUGCUGCUUGACCAGUUCUAUCCGGGCUACAGCAAAGGCCGAUGAGAUCGAAAUCACAUUUCUAAGUAGAACCCGUACAUACACGCACACGCGCAUCCAUUCUGUGCACCCAUGUAUACCGUCAAGUACCUAGAGCUCCACUUUAAAAUGCAUUGCGCACACAUACUGUACUUACCCAUGGGCAAAUGUUUAUUGCAUAUACAGCCAUUUAUGUAUACAAUCAUUUACACACAAACAACCUCAGUAGACACUGACCUCAUCUGUUGAACCUGGACUUUCUCCAUUAACAUCACCAGCCUGAAAUUCAACCAAGGACAUUUUUUAACCUCCCGACUGCUACUCCCUACAAACGCACAAAAGAGCCCCAAUUCACACCCACUAGCCACCUCAAGAUAUUAGCAAUUGUUUUAUUUUAUUUGCCCUUUCACUGUGUUUUUCACACAUAAAUUGACAUUUCAUAUCAUGAAAUCAGCCAUUAGACUCCUGCCAACCCGUACGCAUUUUGCGUACCAUGUAUGCAGUUUUACACCAAAAACACUCAGCUGAGCUGCUUCAUACAUGUGCAGUAUUUUAGUCAGCUGGCAAAUAAAGGUGCUAAUUUAAUACGUUGAUUUAGGCACAGCAGGACAUAACACCCCCUGCACAACAUUCAGAGUGAGCAAGUAUGUCGGGACUGAGAGUUGGCCUGUUAUGGCAAGGUAAAAUCAGGAUAUAAUUAAUAUGUAUUUAUACUGAAAAGAAGCACACAAUGUUUCAUGCCUUUUGAAGCACUUUAUCAAUCAUAACAGUUAUACAGGAGCACACGCUAGCAUUCUGCAAGCUGCUCAUGUCACUUGGAAUUAUGCCAUUGCCAUACCUUGAGCUAAUAAGAAUAGCAAAUGUGUUGCCAGAGGUACUUUCAGUGCAUCUGCAGAAAACAGAAAUUUGGCAGCUCUGUUAGGAAAUUUCUGGGUCCAACAAAACUGCUUCCUUAUAGUGAACGCAACAAUGAUCAACACGCACAACUCUGUCUGAUUUUAUGAGUAAAAUAUAAAUAAAUAAAAAAGGCAAUUACUUCAUUAACAUACCAAAGACGUGAGGCUGUAGAGCAGGUCGGGAACAAAUAUCUACAAAAAUCUGCUUCGAAGAAUCGGGUGAAGAAUCGCUCCUAAAAAUAAAAGUAUCAAACAGGACCUUAACCAAAUUAUCAUCUUUCUUUAGAAAGGCACUUUUUGUUAGCUAAAAACAAAUGUACAAGAUAAACAAACACAUACUACUAGAUCUCUCUCGUAAGUGUAGUUGAAUGCUCUUACAUUAUUGCAAUUAUGUAUUAAGCAUUUAUGUUAAGACAUUUAUAAAGGAAGUUCUCACAUCUAUGUAUUUUCACAUAGUACUCUCAUUCG
This is a messenger RNA of Perca flavescens (yellow perch), 4313 nucleotides long. It is a transcript of the gene uhrf2, whose product is annotated as ubiquitin like with PHD and ring finger domains 2. Gene Ontology annotation, biological process: protein ubiquitination; negative regulation of gene expression via chromosomal CpG island methylation. The transcript has 16 exons. The record is from RefSeq and is a predicted model, not a curated record. Gene Ontology annotation, molecular function: ubiquitin protein ligase activity; protein binding. Bases 70 to 2976 code for a protein of 968 amino acids. Lineage: Eukaryota; Metazoa; Chordata; Actinopteri; Perciformes; Percidae.